Messenger RNA from Pocillopora meandrina, 5852 nucleotides. NCBI's taxonomy places the organism in Eukaryota, Metazoa, Cnidaria, Anthozoa, Scleractinia, Pocilloporidae. The record is from the annotation of a GenBank genome assembly.
AUGCUGGAGGAAGGGAAUGGUCGCGCUUCCGUCAACAAGAAAAUUCACGUAUGGCCCGGAGGGACUGUACCAUAUGUUAUGAACUCAGGACUGAGUAUGUAAACUCCUCCUGCAAGGCGCGCGUCCGUACGUGACCCAGGCCGGGCAUGCCUUCAUACGCGGAAUGAAUUAUUGCUAAGGGUAACCCCUUGUAGUGAUUAAACUGAACAGAUUUUUGUUAGAAUUUCUCGGUUGAAAACGUUACAUACGUCGACUCUUUCCGGGUAACCCCAAUUCGAUACCGGGGGAAACCCCGCCCGAAGGUGUAUAAUUUUCCAAUGUUCUCGUUGUUUAUUUCAGUAAAAGUAUCAAACCAGGUUAGCUUUUAGUUGUUCUGCCUGGCUUCCUUUGCUGAAAUUAACGCGCAACUUUGUAAAUAAUGUAUCACCCUCGCAUGUGUUUAGGUCUUUGGACAGUAAAAACACAGGGAACGGGUCAAACUCGAAUGAAACCGCGUAUCAAAGCUGUCUGGCUACCUGGGUUUCUGUAAAGGAAAUAUUUUUCAGUACUCCUGGUAAUGGUCGUAUCCGUGAUUUUUUAAAGAAAUCUACUCCCUUUUCUUCUUCAUACAACUCGUGGGACAUCACUACUUUCGAUAAUGGCCCAGUAUUAUCCUGAACAAUGACAUUGCUUCAGAUAUCAAGACAAUCCAAAAACUUUUACUUCUUUUUUUUUUUAAUUUUAUUUCGAUAGCUGCUUUAGCCAGGUUGGCCAUAAGCAAGGCCAUGAGGAAAAUGGAAAGCCUCUCAUGUAUACGUUUCAAACUCAGAACAAACGAACCCUACUUUGUCAGGUUCAUACGAGGGGACGGGUGAGUCCACUAAGAAACAUUUUCUGCUGUCAUUUUUGAAUGUCCAAUUUAAAAGCAUAACGCGUGCACCGUCCUCUUAUUGCUCAAAUCGGGCUGGUGACAAUCAAUCACGUCCAGGAAUUUUGUUGUAGUUUUGAUUAGUGGCUAAAAUUGUACACAAGGCUUCCCCUUGGUUUUUUUUUUGUUUGUUUCCUUGACAGCUGCUAUUCCUGCAUCGGUCGAACGAUGGAUAUGAAAGGACAAGUUGUUUCUAUCGGAUCUGACUGUGAGAAAGAAGGGAUUGUGCUACAUGAGCUGAUGCAUACUGUGGGCUUCUUUCAUACAAAUUCACGACCCGACAGAGAUGCUUAUGUCAUUGUGUAUUCAAAGAACAUCAAACCUGGUAAGCUUCAACUCGCUCCAAGGCUCUCUUUUCAUUCCUUCAUGGACGGGAAAAGAGAAAGACUCUGGGAACAAGAUUGGUUAAGCCCUAAUAAUCGGGAUUGCUUUGCCUCUGUUUCACUUUGCUCUGUAAUUGGUCCAGAAAACUCACGCUUCUUACUCGAUCAAUCAGAUUCAAGAAUUUAGCCACUUGCGACUUGGUCACAAGUGUUUUCCCACGCUUCAGUCAAUCUGCUGGUUUUUACUUAUUUUCACCCGAGGUUCUCCUCUCCUAUUGGCUCGUCGUAAUAUUUUCCUUUACUCUGAUUGGCUUUUGUGUUUACUUUGGUUUUGGUUUUACGACAUUCAAUCCAAAUUCUCUAUACUAUAAAUUUAGUUGUUAAUAAGUUACCCCCUUGAUUCAUAAGUCAGGAUUAGUUUGUUAUCUAAGUAAAGGUAAUUUCAUGUAAAGCACUGUUCAACCUUACUACGCAUUAUGUCAAAAACCAAUGAAUGAAGUUAGGGUUUUGAUAUUUUUAUGGCUGGGUAAAAUUUCCAUCAGGUUUUGAACGAAACUUCAGGAAGUACAGCCAUGGUCAGGUGGAUCGACUGGGUGCACCUUAUGACGUAACGUCAGUCAUGCACGUACCACGGGGGAGCUGGAGCCGUAAUGGGAGGAACACUAUAGAGUCACGCGCUGGAGCCCAUGUAGUUUUGGGUCAACAGAGAGGUCUAUCAGUUGUGGAUAAACAACAGCUUAAUCAGCUGUACAACUGUGGCGGCAAUAAGGGUAGGACUCUCUUCAAACCCCUAUGCCUCAAAUGCUUGCAGUAAUCCUUUAAAAUUAAACAUAGUGGUUUUAAGAAAGCCGAUAUCGCUUCAAUUGGAUGAAACUUAAGAACCCAACAACUUUUUAAAGAUGCUGGACUCGUAGAAACACUAUGAAAUCAUUGGAGUUGCCACGUGAUAAAGAACAAACCAAGUAAUACACUGUUUUCUAAUAAAUUGCUUUAUUCACAGGCUGUUUUGUCUCUGUGGGUAUCGAGAAAAGUCAAAUACGCGACUCACAAUUGCGCGCAAGUUCUUACAAGAUAUACCACGAGCCACACCAGGCUCGGUUACAUCUGACCGCGGGAUCCAAGGGGAAUGGUGCCUGGUGCGCUGCUCGAAGUAGAAGUGGAGAAUAUUUACAGGUACGUUAUCAUAUUUAUUUUUCUUAACAAACUAAAAGUUGCCAUCUACCAGUUUAAUAUCAAAAAUCGUCUUUUAAGUGGAAUGAAUACAAAUAAAGUCUGUGUUAGGUUCGAAGACAAAAAAUCGUUACUUGGGCUGCCUGUGGAAUGCCCGAGUUAUAACUUGGGCUUCGUUAUUAGUUUCCGUCUUAAGACGCAAAACACAGUCAAGUUCUCAUCACGUAUGCACAACCUUUUGACUCUGACGCAUGUGUGACGUUUUAACUAACGAGCACAUGACAUGGUGUAAUGGCGGACGAAGAGAAGCUUUCGCGGUGCAAAAUCAGACAGGAAACAGUUAUAGGAUAAACCAAUAAUUGCACAAAAAAACUUAGGCACAUGUAAGCACAUAGGGAAAAAACAAAGAUUCCUUCCAACAGAAAGCCCGAGUGAACGCAAAUAUGCGUCUAGUUUCUUCAUAAUGCUAGAAACGUCCAUUAGUUUAACAGGAACUUAUUCUACCUGUGGAGUCAGUAUCUUGAAAAGCAUUUUAAGAUCACCCUCCGACUCACAAGUAGCACUUGAGAACCUGAUCAUCAGAGAAUACCAAGCUAUAAUCUGGGAAGACGCAUACUCCCCCCUUCAUGAAUGAAUCAUUCGGGGAUAUUGCGCUGGUGCGGGGAGGUACAUUUUCCUUUAGCUCUCGUCACUAGCAGGAAGUUGGCGAGAACACGAGUAACUCGCGCGCUGGAAGGCCUUCCUGCGCGUGGAUUGUCGUUCGUGUACCGGUCCGACUCACGUGCACCAAUUUAAAUCUUACCUUUCAUCAGAAAGGCUUAUGUCUCAGUCAGUGUGUUAAGUUAACUGCAGUGGAAAGUGUAAGACUUUGUGCACCAGCAGUGGGGAGUCAUGUCCGUACACCAUGAAAUAAUUCUUGAAUCAUCCAACCUACCUUUCCACCCUUAUUUUAAUGGCAAAGCCAAAUCUCACUCUUAACUGUGGCUGUCCAAUGUAAAACCCAGGAAGAUCUGUUCAUGAGUUGUCUUCACGUGCUUUGUGUCACGAAAAGACAGUGAACUUUUGGUCACUUGACAGUUGCUGCUGCAGUAAUUACUGUUCUCCUUAUUUUGGAUUCCACUUCACAGAUUGACUUAGGCUCAAGACACAAGAUUACAGCAGUUGCAACACAAGGCAUAGCAAGUCUUUUCACGAAAGCCUGGGUAAAAGGGUACAAAGUUCAAAGUAGUGACGAUGGCCGCCGUUGGGUCUUAAACACACAGGUCAGUGGUGUAUCAUGCAUAAUUUGAAUGAUCGAGGAGUUGAUUGAGUUCGUUUUAAUAAUUCUUUAAAUAGGGUAUACUACUUAACAAAACGUGUUUGUUUACUGAGUACCUAUGGUUUUGAUGACUGCCAUGCACGCCGUAAAUUAUGGUAUCCUUUAAGUGCGCAAGACGCUACGGGUUCUGAGUAGAAAUUGCAUUUAAAUGUGGAAAGAAACCCAGGAUUGCUUUGGUAAUGCUUAAUCGAGGUCUGUGAUUGGUCCCAAAAAGUCGCGCCACUCUCUUUAAUUCGAUGCAAAACUAAAGCCAAUCGCGACUUGUGUCAUUCACGUUUUCCUCCGCUUCUAUCAGUUUGCUUGUUUUUACUGGGCUGUUCUGUGACGCAUUCUUUGCCCUGACUGGCCUUUCUGGUAACGUUAUUUUGGUUUUGGCGGCACUCAAUGGAAAAGUUCUCUAUCCCCUAGACCUCAACAUUAAAUAAAGUCGUAAAUCGAACUUGAGAUUUUAACCAAGCUUUUCCGUUCGUGCUACACCUGAGCAGCAGGAUAGAUAAGCCAAGCUCUCAAACAGGAUAUUAUAAUCAGAUAUCACUUUAAAGAGUGGCAAAAGAUGGCACGCCUCGCCUUAGUAGGUGGUCUACAGCCUUCUACUCAACAUAUAAACAGAAAUUUUAUAAUUCGUGUUUUAUAAGUUUCUUGAGCCUGCCCCCCCCCCUCUUUUCCCCCCAAAUAAUGUUGCCUGGUGCUUAAUAUUUUUAGAAACCAUCUCCAGUACCAGACAACUUUGAAAUAAGGGAGAGGGGGAGAUGAAUGGAAAAAUGUCAGAUAGAGUAAAGAUUCAAAAAUAAUUAAAACUUGCCUAGACUUUUGGCAGGCAUUGCAGUUUCCUAGCCUCAUGAUCGUAUACUGACUUUUCAACAGAUCUUGAGGGGAAAUUGGGACGCAAACUCCGUGCAGUACAACGCCCUCCGAACACCGUUUAGUGGUCGAUACGUACGACUUGUCCCAACUGACUGGUACAGCCAGAUUUGUCUACGAGUCGAGCUCUAUGGAUGCAAAUAGAUGAGAUUAAAGGUGAGAAGAGAAAAUAUAUUUUUAACUGGAUUGUUUUUGGCGUAUGUGCUCGCAGUACAUCGUCACACAACGAGCUGUAAAUUGCCUUGAUUUUCCACCGGUAGAUCGUUCAUUUGCGGACAUUUAUAUUGUCAUAUUCCAAAACAACAUGCGACUAAUUGCUUUUAAUGGAGGUAAAGCAUUUAAAUUCAGAGGUAACUCUGUCGGACAAAAGAGACUUGACGAAUUUAUGUGGUCAAACUGAACUUCUAUUGAUGGAGGACAGUCAUGUAAGAGGUAAAAGGAUCAUAUUGAGACUGAAAUAGCUAGCGAGCUGGCCCUCAUUAUCAGCCCUUUCGGGACGGGCGUUCCUUCGCCCGCGGGAAAGUUUGAUGCCUUGGUGAGAAAUCCGCAAGGGGUCUGGCACUAGUAAGAGGACCAGACCCCUGGAAAACCCCUCCACGAUAUCUCAAAUCUUCCCUCGGGCGGAGAAACGCGUUCACCACAGCACUGAUAAUUAGCGCCUAACAGCCGGCUAAGACUGAAUCCCCAUUAAGGGACUUAUCAGACCCGGUAGGGUCGGUCUCAUGGGAAUAAUUAACAACUGUUCGCUGGAGGCGAAGUGAAUAUUAUUGAAUAAUCCUCAAGACAAAGUUUUUGGCGUUUUUAAUUAAGGCCUAAAGCUCUUUCUUGUGCAUUCUCUCCAAAAUUGUUUUGAUAUAUAACUUUAGGCGAUUCUAAUUCACAUCACGUACCCCUCCCGCCCCCUACUCCUCUUCCUCUUUCAGGUCUAGGUCUCGCCUUAAAAAUGAAACUCUACCUUCUAUUUGUUGUUGUUGUUUAUUUUUUCCAACAACGGAGACUGACCUUGAAAGACAAGAACUUGACUCUUCAUCGGCAUCCUGAAGUAAAAUAGAUUGGAAACACUUACUUGACCGCCUUGAAAAGUGCUCUUACAACACUAUUCACAGUGCCGUCCGAUAUCUUUCCUUUUCAUUUCCUUUCAGGGCCAGCACAAAACGUUGUGCAUUCUCUCCCCAGACGAGAAGAGAAAGCGAGAUGUAUCAUGUAUGCUAGUUAAUUUUAAAUUUUGACCAGCUUAUUUAUCAAGGGAAAUUAAGUGAAGGACGACCAGGAG